UUUUGCUAAAAUUACCAGGCCAAGUUUUCUUCUAGUACUCUUGUGAGUUUGAUUUUCUGAUGCUUACGUCCUUUAUUCCUCUGGAGUUAAUUUUGUUGUAUGACUCAGGGUCAGAGGGAGGAGGUGAGAGGGCCUCACGGGCAGCAGUAGGGCUGUGUUUGCUCCCUGGAUAACUGUUGGGGGUGCUCCUUAGGGAGGACCUGGCCCAGCUGCCCUUCCUCACCAUGUGCAUCAAAGAGAGUCUGCGGCUGCAUCCCCCAGUCACUGCCAUCUCCCGCAGCUGUACCAAGGACGUUGUGCUCCCAGAUGGCCGGGUCAUCCCCAAAGGGAGCGGCUGUGUCAUCAGCAUCUUUGGGAUUCAUCACAACCCGUCGGUCUGGGCGGACCCUGAGGUCUAUAACCCCUUCCGCUUCGACCCAGAAAACCCCCAGAAGAGGUCACCUCUGGCGUUUAUUCCCUUCUCAGCAGGGCCCAGGAACUGCAUCGGGCAGACGUUCGCCAUGACGGAGAUGAAGGUGGUCCUGGCGCUCACGCUGCUGCGCUUCCGCGUCCUGCCCGACGACAGGGAGCCGCGCAGGAAGCCAGAAAUCGUCCUGCGAGCCGAGGGCGGCCUCUGGCUGCGGGUGGAGCCGCUGAGCGCCGGCCGCCAAUGACCCACCGCUGUAGGCUUAAGACGCACUCCGAGCCUCCCACUUGCCUUUGCAGACGCCCAGGAAUAAAACCGCUGUCACCUGUGCCUGAGCCUCACCCAGAGCCAGCAGGGGGCGCGCGGGGACCGCAGGCACCUGCAGGUGGGACUGACUGGUGGGGGCGGGGUGUCCCUGAGCCCAAGAGCCUGACUCACUCUCUGGCUGAACACAGGGCUCCCACGCUGAUGGCUGGUUCUUCCAGAGCCCAAGGAUGGACUUUUUUUCUGUGGGCGAUAGGCAGCCCUGGGAGGUAUUUGAGCAGGAGAAGGACCAGGAUUAAGGAGGGACAUAAGAAGCAAGUUUGAGGCUCUGAGUCACAGAAGCAAACCCACAGAGGCACUACACUUCCCCUACCUUGACCUCAUGUCUGAUCUGAAACACCCAGUCUUUUCUCUCCUAAGGUUUCUUCAUUGUGUUUCUAUGGUUACUAAAAUACUAUGUUUAUUAAACAUAAUAAGCCUGG
Propithecus coquereli (Coquerel's sifaka) is the source of this 1152-nucleotide messenger RNA. Its product is annotated as cytochrome P450 4F6-like. The record is from RefSeq and is a predicted model, not a curated record. Bases 225 to 653 code for a protein of 142 amino acids. The transcript is spliced from 4 exons. Lineage: Eukaryota; Metazoa; Chordata; Mammalia; Primates; Indriidae. Gene Ontology annotation, molecular function: monooxygenase activity; iron ion binding; oxidoreductase activity, acting on paired donors, with incorporation or reduction of molecular oxygen.